GGGGUGAGAGGUGAGGCGGCCAUCUUGUUCUGGGCCGGUGGGGGCCUCCCAGCGGGUAAACAUGGCGUCUUUUACCGAACCGGCCCUGGAAAAGAAGCUGUCGGAGCUGAGCAACUCGCAGCAGAGUGUCCAGACGCUGUCGCUGUGGCUGAUCCACCACCGAAAGCACGCUGCGUCUAUUGUGACGGUGUGGCAGCGGGAGCUCCGGAAAGCCAAGUCAAGCCGGAAGCUGACUUUCUUGUACUUGGCCAAUGAUGUUAUUCAGAACAGCAAACGAAAAGGACCAGAAUUCACCCGCGAGUUUGAAAAUGUGCUCUUGGAUGCCUUCUCGCAUGUGUCCAGCGAGGCAGAGGAUGGGUGCCGGAAGCCUUUGGAAAGGUUGCUGCAUAUCUGGCAGGAACGCAGCGUUUACUCGGCUGAUUUUAUCCAACAGCUCCGACUGUCAAUCGAAAAUGAUGAGAGCCCCAGGGAAACACCAGUUAACGAAGAGAAAUCACUGAAACGCACCUUCCAGCAAAUACAAGAGGAAGAUGAUGAUUAUCCAGGCAACUACUCCCCUCGGGAUACUUCUGCCGGACCCCUUUUGACCGAAGAUUUGAUCAAAGCUCUGCAAGAUCUAGAGAAUGCAGCGUCCGGAGAUGCCGCCGUCAGGCAGAAGAUUGCAUCGCUCCCACAGGAGGUGCAAGAUGUCUCCUUGUUGGAAAAAAUCACAGAUAAGGAGGCGGCAGAGCGUCUAUCCAAGACCGUGGACGAGGCUUGCAUAUUACUAGCUGAAUACAAUGGGCGGCUAGCAGCAGAACUGGAUGAUCGCAGGCAGUUAGCAAAGAUGCUGAUGGAGUAUACACAGGCUCAGAAGGAAACUCUCAGCAACAAGGAGAAGAAGCUUGAGGAAUACAAGCAAAAACUAGCACGGGUAACGCAAGUUCGGAAAGAACUGAAAUCGCACAUACAGAGCCUCCCAGACCUGUCGCUGCUUCCGAAUGUAACCGGGGGGCUGGCGCCGCUCCCCUCUGCUGGAGACCUUUUCUCUACCGAAUGAGAGCGACGACUUCCCUCCCUACAGCGCCGCUCCACUCUCUCCUAGAAGUUCCACUAGACACCAGCAAAGAGGAGAUUGUAGAGCCAAGCCAGACUGGAACCCCUAUUCCUUGCUGUGUGGAUUGCGUGAUGCCACUGCUGAGUGCAGUCUAGAAGCUUAGACGUAACAGUCGCAGUGCCCUCCCUCUGUAGUGCCCAGCGCUGACGGACGCCAUUGCGCAGAGUGGCUUUAGCCUUCCUAGACCUCUGUUCUUUUUGGUUUUUUUUAAGACUUGUUUAUAAAUAGUGCAAAUGAAUUCUUCUCUCUCCAAUCAGCUUUCUCCGGCGGCUUUGACUCUCUCCCCCGGUUGCUUUUUAACACAUACAGUAAACGAGUGAUUUUGUUUUCAGCACUGAUGGUUUCCUUGUAAUGUGCUGCAGGAACCAAACACAAUAUAGAGUCAUUUCAGUACCA
This is a messenger RNA of Xenopus tropicalis (tropical clawed frog), 1492 nucleotides long. RefSeq names its product regulation of nuclear pre-mRNA domain containing 1B (gene rprd1b). Gene Ontology annotation, molecular function: identical protein binding; RNA polymerase II C-terminal domain binding. The record is from RefSeq and is marked provisional. Gene Ontology annotation, biological process: RNA polymerase II promoter clearance. Gene Ontology annotation, cellular component: transcription preinitiation complex; nucleus; nucleoplasm. NCBI's taxonomy places the organism in Eukaryota, Metazoa, Chordata, Amphibia, Anura, Pipidae.